AUGGCGCUGUUCAAUCCCACCUUUAUUCUCGGCGUCUUCGUCCUCCUAUACCUCCUCACCUUUGUCUUAUUUGCGGUGAUUCGCAUCGUCACCGGACUCUCCAUCCAGCGCGUAGGCUAUCUGUCCCUGCGCAGACUGGCAUACGUUCCUCGAGAUGGCCUCAAAAUCGAAAUCCGCGGCAUUGGCCUGAAUAUUCACCGGCCCACCUUUGCCCAGCCUACCUGGCUCAGUAUUGUCAUCAGCGAGCUGGCCGUGACGGUCGAUACCAGCGAAGCCGAUGGCAGCAAGACCGUCGACAAAACAUUCGCACGGGCUACUGCCGCCAAGGGCGAAAAGGUCGCCGUGCCGGAUGCCUCUGGCGAUGGCCAGCGAAAGACCGAAAAGGCGACAGCCUCUCCACGAAGCCGAGCCCAGUCGACGAGCUCCCGCAGAGAUGCAGGCAAGCCUGCACGCCCGGAAACGUGGCACAAACUCAUGAAGCUCAAGGACCAGAUCAAGCGUCUGCAUGGGAAUGUCAACUGGCUGCGCCUGGUCGAUGUGGUGGCCACCAACUGCACCAUUAGCAUUGUCGGUGUGGGCAAUGUGCAGUUUGGCAGCUUCACCGUUGCAGUGGACACGCGUCGGACCAUGGUCAACCGGGACCGGUAUCUGUUCCGGGGGCGCAACGAGAAGCCGCAGGAGAAGCGUCAGGCCGAGUGGAUCAUGAUCCUCAGAAGCGUGCUCUUCACUCCCGAAGGCAAGGAGUCCAUGGAGAUUGUGGACAGCGCGACCCUGAACGUGCACGGCUUCCUCUACGAAACCAUGGACGGGCUGCGCGAUGCUGCCAUUGCCCUCAAGCUGGGCCGCGUGCACCUACCUUACGACGACCUUCUUCUUUGUGCCCAGCGCUUCAAGAAAUUCACGGCCCGCACAGCAAUCGCGCCCGAUGUGCCAACCGUGAAAGCGGCCUCGGCAGCCAAGCUCCCUCCUGUGGCGGAACAGGUUGAUGACACUAUUGACGGCAUCACUGGCGCCACCAGCACCACCAGCAGCAGCCCCGGCGACGCGGAUCUCGUGCAGGCCGUGCCGGACGCGAAGGAAUUCAUCAAAUCCAUACUGCGGGGAAUCAAGGAGGUUCAAUUUGCCGUCAGCUUUUUCGGCCUGUCCAAGAAGGUAGAGACCGCCAGGGCAGCCGGCGCACCGGUGCUGCUGAUGAACAUGUUUAUGAAAGAAGUAGGGAUUGACCUACAUCGUCUUGACCCCAAGUCCGCGUCGCAUCGGAUGUACUUUCCGCCUCAGGACAUUGCUCACGAGGCCCUGUUUGCGGCGCUGUCUGUCUCUGUCGGUGUCGACGAUGGCCAUGGAGAGCCUCAGCGCUUGCUGUACAUUCCCAUGGCCACGACAACUGUGAAGACGACGCUGCCGGCCAAGACGAUGGAGCUCACGGGGCCCGUCAGUCCCGAAGAGAGAAAUGCCAACAUCUUGUUUGCCAAUUCUGUUGUCACAUCGCCGUCGGUCGAUCUGGACCCGCGGCAUCUGCCGCUGCUUGUGGCCAUAUUCCAGUCGAAGCCGAAACGUCGACGGGCCAAGGUGCAGCGGCGUCCCUGGUUCACACCGGGACUGUUGCCAAAGGCCAACAUCAAGUUUUCCAUGCACGAGCCUGUGCUGCGGAUAACUUUGCCGCCUGUCCAUGCAACGUCAGACCCCGAUGACUUUGACCUUAUCAUCUCGUCAAUCUCAUCGAUCUCCCUCGAUAUCGAGUCGUUUCACCACGCUGAAGAGCAGCUCCAUUACUCUCUUGCAUCGGCCAUGCGGCUGCAAACGCACUGCCUCUUCUAUCAAACAUUCGAUGGCAACCGGUUCGAUCUGCUUCAGACGGAGUCUCUCGACGUCAAGGUGCAGCUCAGCGCCUCCCCCGACAUACAUGUCGUCGCCAGCGCCAAUCUCCAGACAUUUGCAGUCAAGAUGAUUCGGCCAGAAAUCACCGAUGGCCUCCAGCAGAUCGUCAGGCAGCUACACCCCGACGUCAAGCCAGACAAGCGAUUCAAAUCCCGAGAGCCGAGGCAGCACGCCAACUUUCUCCGUGCCGUGCCCGAAUGGCUGCUGCACUUCCAAAUGCAGGCGUCCGACUUCAGUAUCGAAGUGGCGGGAGUGGACAAGGAGAUUUCGGACGACACAAGAGGCAUGGCUUUGCAGCUGGAAUCAUGGACUGCAGAGUACCGGGCCCACCGGGUUGACAACUCUCGCCGGCGGCCGGCUGCACGCCGAAGGACGCUGAGCCGGUCGAUGAUGUUGAUGCCAGACACCGAGCUCUUAUCGGCUCUUCCGGCGUCAACGAAGAAGAAGAACCACCAUGAAGGAGAUGGGCGCCGUAUCGCUAUCCAUGGCCGCGGCCUUGAGGCAUUCAUCGUCGAGUCCUCGGAGAAAUGGGAGGUCGAUCCGUUUGUCAAUGUGCCGAGAUUUGAGAUCGCCUUCUCGACGCAGAGUGACAGCCAAGGCGCGGUGUUCCACAUUCAUUCCCAUGUGCGGACAAUACACCUCCUGUACUCGCUCGAACGCCAUUACUGUGUUGGAGUUGCCACUAUGGUGCUGAGAAAGGCGUUUGCGUGGACGGCCGGCAAGGAGCCCAACGAUGCCAAUUCGACGGGCGCCGACACAUCAACAGCGCCCGUUGCCAAGCCUCUGGCACCGUCGUCUGCGGCAUCCGCCUCACCGACAGCGCCGUCGGCGAGUCAGAUAGAGAGCCCGCCUACGGAGCUGAUUGCGAUUGACAUCAAGACUGGUCUGGUGCAGAUCAAGGCUGACAUGCCGUCGGAGCCACCGUUGAUGCUGCAGAUAUUCAGCCUAGAGACAGGCCGUCACCGGUGGUCGCCGCCGUUCUUCUACACCAAGAUGAUCCGGUUGCUUGCCGAGGCACCGCGGAUGCCCAAGGUGUGGGCGCGGGUUCUCAGUGUCAAGGACGGCCGGCUCGACUGCAGAGAAGCGAGGCGUAAGCGGCCGGCCAGCGGCUUUGAGGUCGAGCGCAUGCUCGACGUGACUGCGGAAGUGAUCCGACUGGCGGUGCCGUACGAGCUGGUGGUGUACAAGAUUACGGACAACAUCGUCAAUGUGGUCAAGUGCGUGCAGCAGCUGCACCACCGGUUCAAGACAGGGACGAACGAAUACGUGCUGAGCAAGGGUCCCGAAGAGGCCAAGCUUCUGCCCCGGAUCUCGGUGCGCUGUGCCAACUUCCAGCUGGAGCUGGAGGACGGUGCGUUUGAGUGGAAGCUGGGUAUGAUAUACCGAGCCGGGCGGGUAGAGCAGAUGCAGCGGCUCGCACGCGAGGAAGCGUUCCGCGUCAAGGUCAAGAAGAUCAACGAGGAGGAAGCGCGGCGAGAGAGCAGCAAGUUCCGGGCACGGUCAGCGGCUCCGCGCAGCCGGGGGGCCAAGUCAGCCGGAGCAACGCCACGCAGCCGGAGCGAAGACCGAAACGCCGGGCUGAGGACGGCAGGGGCACCGCACGGUGUCGGUCGGACGCCGCGAUACGACCCGGAAGGCAGCUCGCUGGGGAUGACAGGCAAUGCACACAUUUCGAUCGCGGAGGCGAGGCACAACCUCGACCUGCACAAUGCGCGGGGCUGGAAGCAGCGAAUCGACCGGCACUACGAGAUGGCACGGAACGGGAUCAGGGACAUCCGCGACCUCUUCUGGAGCUCGGACCGCUUCCAGGACGCAAAUGACGGACACGAGAACAUCCUGGGGAUCCCGGAUCGGCCAGCCCUGAUGACGGCAAUCAUCGGCGACCUGCAGCUCGUGAUCGACAAGCCAAGCUUCCCGAUCCGCGAGCUACCCGACUUUCUGUACAAUGUGGGCAAGGGCAUGCCGCGCGACAUGCAGUUCUCGCUGCUGGUGCCGAUGAACGUGCAGAUCCGCAUGGGCGAGGCCAGGGUGACGCUGCGCGACUAUCCGCUGCCGCUGCUGCACGUGCCGGCGGUGGCGGCCAGCCAGCCGUACAAGAUGCACGCGCUCUCGCUGUCGUCGGACUUUGUCGUGGCGGAGGAGUUUCAGGGCCCGGAGUCGUACCGCCACGUCAAGGUGGACAUCAUCCCGGCCAAGGGUGGCAGCGGGUCUUCGGGGCAGCCAGGCACGGGCAGCUUUGCCGUUGACGUGCGGCGGACGAUCAGCCCAGUCAAGGCGUAUGCAGACAUGCACGUUGACGUCAACACGUCGCUGCCAACGCGGCUUACCUGGGGCCCGUCAUACCAGCCGGCCAUCCAGGAUAUGAUGAUGGUGUUCGAGUCGCUGACUAAGCCGCAAGCGGACCUGUCGGAGCGGGUGGGCUUCUGGGACAAGAUCCGACUGAGCUUCCACGCGCGGGUGCGGAUCGCCUGGAAGGCGGACGGCACGGUGCAUCUGGCACUCAAGGGCACGCGCGACCCGUACCAGGUGACGGGCAACGGCACUGGGUUGCUGAUGUGCUGGCGCAACGACGUGCGUUGGAACGUGCACGUGGACGACGACCCGAAGCAGUUCAUGACGGUGGACAGCGGCGAGUAUAUCCUGGCGGUGCCAGACUACAGCCAUCACGCACGCGAGGCGGCGCGGCAGGGCACCGACAGCGACAGCCUGGCGAGCGAGGACACGCUGCGGUCGGGCGCGGCCUUCAAGAAGGUGAUAAUGAAGCUAUCGGGCAGGGUGCGCUGGCUGGCGGGCCUGAUGUUCGAGCAAGCGAUCGUGGACGGCAAGCGUAACUUUUCGUUUGCGCCGCACUACAGCGUGGUGCUCAAGUCGCCACAGCACUCGCAGUCGAUCGACGGGCAGCCGUACGACGCGUUCCGGGGCUUCCGCAGCGAGCACAUCCACAUGUCGUUGGCGAUCCUGGCGCCAGUGGAUCGCGACUGGCGGGCGGCCAACGCAGAGCCGUCGCGGAGCUACAACACGGUGCACCUGUCGCCGCGGUUCUUCACGCACUUUUUUGCGUGGUGGUCGCUGUUCGGCGGCCCGAUGUCGCUGCCGGUGCGGCAGGGUAGUCUCUGGCCAGGGCGCGAGAAGGGGUCGAAGAAGUUUGGGCGGCACCUGGCGACACUCAAGUACAACAUCCUGCUCGCACCGCUCUUCCUCAGCCACAUCUACAAGCACAGCGACAGCGACGAGCACGGCGAGAGCUCGAGCUCGGCAACGGGUGUCAAGGUGCGGUUCGACAGCUUCAUGCUAGACCUGCACCAGCGGCGGGAGGAGUUCAACACGCGCGACAAGGGCGGCAAGACACAGAGCCGGACGACGAGCAUGAAGAUCCACGCUGGGCAGCUGGACCUGGCGGCGGCAGACAUCCGGGCAGUGUCGGCGACGAUCCGCGGAGCGACGGCGGAGAGCAUCCAGAACACGCUGCUGCAGCACGACGACAUGGCGGUGGACGUGUCGCGGUUCACGAUCCCAGACGAGGACUUCAGCUGGAUCGAUAUGGACGACUUUGUGGAGCUGGACUGGAUCCUGCCGACGGAGGCGAACCCGGACACGAAGAUCCUGCCGCUGGCAUACGCACCUCGCUUCACGUACACGCGGCAGACGGACAUUGACGGGGUGAUCUCGGGCGACCCGGACCGGACGAGUCCGUUUGGGCAAGAGCCGACGCACAUGAGCAAUAUGACGCCGGAUUCAGACCCGGGCACGGUGCAGAAACAGCUGAUCGGCGAGCGGCUGCAGCAGCUGGACCAGCAGAUAGAGGAGCUGGUCCAGACGAUCGGCGACGUCGGCAGCCGGAUGGGUGGAGGGGCCGGGGGCGAUCCACAAGACCCGGUGCUGGCAGCCGAGAUUGCAGACCUCUCGCGUCAGGCCAACGUGCUGCAGGAAAAGCGGCUCUUCCUCGAGAACAUGCUGCAGCAGGUGAAGACGGACGCGGCAGCAGCAGCAGAGGCAGCGACCUCAGAGUUAGCAGACGGUGUGGGCAGCCCAACAGCCAGCGGCAGCGGCACGGAAGACGGCAGCCAGUUCUCGAACCGGUUCGUGAUUCACAACAUGAAGUUCAAGUGGAACAACACGCUGCGCAACAUUCUGCUGCGCUACAUCCACCAAGUGAGCCAGCGGCGGGGAUUCGUGUACUACCUCUCGCGGCCGGCGGUCAAGUUCAUCCUCGACAUUGUGGAGGAGCAGGCCAAGCUGAAGGCAGGCAUGGGCGGGGCCGAAGGGUUGGCGGGCACGGCGGGCACGUCGGCAGCAUCGGUGGCGUCGUCGGAGGCGAUGGGCGGCGGGACGGCAGAGGCGGGUGGCAACGGCAACGGCAGCAACAACAACAUUGAGGAUAGAAUCCGCAAGAUCCUGCAGGACGGCAAGAAGUUUGUCAGCGUCGAGGACGAGGGCCCGGGUGGCGAUGGUGGCGGCGGUGGGCGGAAGGGCCGAAAGGAGGAGACGGUAUACAACACGCCGAUGGAAGACCUGACGGGCGGAAUCUCGGGCGACUUUGCGCCGCAGUUCAACUACCAUCUUCGGCUGGUGGCGCCGCAGAUCCAGAUGCAGAGCGACAAGAACCGCAAGCACGUGGUGCUGGUGACGGCCAAGGCGAUGGAGCUCAAGGUGGUGGAGGUGUAUGACAAGGCGCGACUGUCGGACGAUGUGAGCGGACUGGUGCAGCGACGGUUCCUAGUGGGAAUGGACAGCACGCAGUUCUUUGUGACGCACCGCAAGUGGUUCCUGACCCGGGCGUUGUCAGCGUAUUCGGGCAGCAGCUACGGGUCACGGCGGGGAUCGAGCUGGCCGCCAUGGGUGCCGAUGGAGGCGAUGGUGGACUUUGAGCGCGAUCCGUUUGGGUUCCGGCGGGUGGUACAGAAGACGUCGGCGACGCUGCGGUACGACAAGUACAACACGCUGCGGCUCAAGUACAACGAGGGCGUGAGUGCAGGCGAAGGCGCGACGGCAGCAACAUCGGCAACAGCAACGGCAACGAGCAGCGGCGACAACACGGAGCUGCGGAUGGACAACCUGUGGGUAGAGUUUCCGCAGGUGCGGGCGCUGUGCAACUCGUCGCAGUACUACGCCAUCUACGUGAUCGUGCUGGAUCUGCUGAUGUACAGCGAGCCACUGGAGAAGACGCGCAGCGAGAGGCUGGAGAAGAUCAUGCUGGCGUCAGACUUCAGCGACCUGCGUGGCGCACCCGAGGUGGUGAUCCGGCUGCAGGAGCGGGUGCGGCAGCUCGAGGACAUCAAGACGCACUUCCAGAUCCACUCCAAAUACCUGGACAGACGCGGCUGGGAGGAACGGCUGCUGCUGGAACGCGACCUGGCCGCGUGCGAGGACGAGCUGUUCUUCAUCAUGCAGGCGAUCACGCGGUCGCAGGCGCGCAACGAAGCGAACGAGGCAGCAGCAGCAGCAGCAGCAGCAGCAGCAGCGGCAGCCGAGGCCGGCAGCGAGAGCAGCAGCAUCAGCGGGAGCAAUGCGCUGCUCAAGUGGAGCAUUUCGGCGCGCGAAAUCGUGUGGCAUCUGGUGCGCAACAGCCACGAGCCGCUGGUCGAGCUGCAGCUCAAGGACGUCGAGUACGACCGCACCGACAACGCCGACGGCUCGCACAUCAACCUGAUCCAGGUCGGCCGCAUCCUCGGGCUCAACCUGCUGCCUGACGCAACCUAUCCCGAGAUGGUGGCGCCGUACUUUGAUGCUCGCGGCCCCGGGCCACGUGACAUGGACACUCAGCCGAUGGUAAGCGUGUACUGGUACAUGCUCGAAGCUAUUGCCGGCAUCACGGUCAUGGACCACUUUGAGGUCACCCUGUUUCCCAUGCGUAUCCAGCUGGAGCACGAGGUUGGCAAGAAGCUGUUCGAGUACAUCUUCCCGGACAGCGACGGCGACGCCAUCAACAAGGACGGCACGGCCACGGCCAACGACGGGCCGACCGUCGAGGACGACGAGGACGACAACGAGGACGACGAAUCCAUCUUUGCGACCGACGAGACGACAGCGGCGGCGGCGGCAGCACUGGAUGGUGACCGCGCAGGCUCGCUGGAGAUGCGGCUGCACCCGACGCUGACGUCGAACCAGCGGACGACGACGUCGCCGUCGGCAAGCCCAAGCACAAUUCUCGGCGAUGGCAGCAGCAGCAAGCACAAGACGCCGAGCGUGCACUCAGGCGACAGCGGCAGCCACCCGUUCCGCUUCUUCCGCACGCCCAACACAGGCUCGACGACGCGGUCGCUGGCCCGCCGGCCGUCGCACGAGUCGCUGCAGUCGCUGCAAUCGAUCCAGUCGCUGCAAUCGGCCCAGUCAAUGCGCACUGGCACCGGCAUUAACCGCUCGGCCACCGGCCUCUCCUCGCUCAUGGAUGGCAGCACUGUCACGGCCAACAGCGGCAGCAGCAGCCGCUUCGGCCUGCGCCGCAAAAAUUCGGAAGGCACCAAGCCGGAGAUGGGCAGUACCAACAUCACCAACACCAGCGCCUCGGCCACGGCCACGGCCUCGGCCAACGCCAACGCCAGCUCCAGCUCCAACAUCAUCCGCCAGACCGUCCUCGGCGGCCACGGCAACAACCACACGUCGGACGACCUGACCAAGAUGAUCGCCCGCGCCAGCAACUACAUGACGUUUGCCCAUGUCCGCAUGCCGUCGGUCGUGCUGUGUCUCAGCUACAAGGGCCGGGGCGACCGCAACCUCGAGGAUGUGCACGACUUUGUCUUCCGGCUGCCGACGAUCGAAUACCGCAACAAGACGUGGUCGAACCUGGAUCUGGCCCUGGAGCUGAAGAGCCGGGUGAUCAAGGCACUGAUCUCGCACACCGGCGCCAUCAUCAACAACAAGUUCAGCAAGCACCGCCCGAACGUGGCCCAGCAGUCGAAGCUGCGCGAGCUGGCCACGAGCUCAGUCCUGCUGUCGACACCAGCCGCCAUGCCAGAUGCCCCCGACGGCGGCAGCAGCCGCUAUGGCAAGAGCAAGAGCAAGAUUCGCGACAAUGCGAGCAUCUACAGCACCGGCAAUGGCAGCCCGACCGACGACGCCGUGUCCAUCUUUGGCGGCUCGGCCAUCGACUAUUCGCGCUCGCCGCCGCGCUCGCUGCGCAGCUUCCAGGCUGCCUCCUCCUUUGCCAUGCCGCGGCCGGGAAGCCGCGACUCCAACAUGGACGAGCAGGUUGCCACGUCGCGCAAGGCGGCCAAGGCAGCUGCAGCUGCAGCCGCAGCAGCCGCAGCCGGUCGUCGGCCCGGAUCUUCCUCGGCUUCGUCCACUCUCGGCAUGGGCGAUUUUCUGCGGCCCGGCAGCAGCCAUCGUCACGUGACCCGCAUCACGGGCGGCAUGUCGUCGGCCGUCGCGCCCGACGCGACCAUGGACCGGAAGAAGACCGGCUUUGGCGGCGUGCGUGACCGCCUGAACGCGCUCAAGUCGAGGGUCAAGGAUGGCGGCAGCGCCAGUGCCAGUGCCAGCAGCUACAGCGCCAGCAUCAACAGCAAUGUCGAGGCCGACACCAACGCCGGAACGGAUGCCGACACCGACACCGACACCGAGGCCGACUUGGACGGGCAGCCGGACGUCGACGACGACAACACCAGGCUCCAGCAGACAAAGACGGCCUGA
Grosmannia clavigera kw1407 is the source of this 9507-nucleotide messenger RNA. RefSeq lists its product as uncharacterized. The record is from RefSeq and is a predicted model, not a curated record. The coding region runs from base 1 to 9507 and encodes 3168 amino acids. The transcript has a single exon. Lineage: Eukaryota; Fungi; Ascomycota; Sordariomycetes; Ophiostomatales; Ophiostomataceae.